UUUACAAAAAUGUCAAACUAGAGGUAAAAAUGUCUAAUUAAACGUGUUGCAUCACAGAUCUGUUCAAUUAGCUUAAUGUCGAUGUAGAUGUAAAUUACUGUAUAACCAAAUCAAAACAAAAGCCGAGACACAAAGCCCAGACAAAAACCAAACGAGCCGUCCGUCUCCGUCAAUUAUUCUUUUCUACAAACCCUGCCGGUCGUUUUCGUUGAACGUAUGCUGACGGGUCGUUACGUUGCUGGUGUAUGUGAAUGUUUUCAUGAGAAUUGCAUGGUAGAAUCAUUGACGUAUCGUGACGUGACGGGACGUGAACGUGACGUGUAUGUUGUAUGUGAAUCGCACUUAUGUUGUAUGUGAAUCGCACUUAAACCGAAUGCACUUUAUGGCGGGUUUACAUUAGGGAGAUCUAUAGCUAUAGAUGGAUUUAUUCACGUGAAAAUAGGUGUAAACGGGUGAGAAUAAAUAUGAUACACUUAUUCGAGGUAUAUAUAACUUGAAUAAAUUCAACAUAUGUAAACGCUUGUGAAUUUCUCACUGGUGAGAAAUCACUAAAGUUGGAUGCAGUUCUACUUUAGGUGAAUAAAUUCACCGAAAAUAUGAAUAUAUUCAUUAUAGAAGUUCACGCUAGUGUAAACGGUUGAUGCGAUUUCUAUAAAUCUCAUCAUAUUUCUUCACAUGAAUAUAUCCCUAGUCUAAACCCACCCUUAGAAUGGAGGUUUAGGUUAGUGAGAUGACGCGUCGUAUUCUGAACUCGAUGAGUCGAGGUUCUAGACUUAGGAAUGGAAUAAAUAAAAUUUUGUUGUGAUAGGAUGUCUGAAUUUUGAAAACGUAGUAGUAUUUUCUUUUUUUUUAAUAUCUAAACAUCGCUAGAGUUGAAUUGACUUUUCUGUUUCUUUUUGUUAUGAAUAAUAAAUAACUUUCGAUGUAGAAUUAAAAAGAAAUCUGAUUCAUUUACUGGCCAGCGGUAGCCUAAUUACCGACGAACCGUUUUAGUUUUUGCAAGUUUGAGGAUAGCAGCCCUGCAAAGAUGGUAUUCGCAUCGAAUUCGCUAGGAACAAAAAGGAGAGGAGCCCAGCGAGCGAGGUGGUUGGACCAGUUGGAGCAGGACUCGACAAGAUUCGGUGCAACCGAGAGUUGGAGAACUGCAGCUAUGAAUCGAGUGCAUUGGCGGAACAAUGUUGUAAACAUCGGAAUAGUAUCGAUGGGACAGUUUAUUAUAUGUGUUUUAUUGUCACGAUAAUUGAUAUUUAUUCAUUCAAGAGAGUUUCAAAUAGUCUACCCAAUCUGUCGUGGUAAGUGGUUGCUUAAAAUCGCAUUCGGGAAACACUGUCAUGUUCAAUUGUUAUAUGAGUUGUACUUUUUGUUGUACAAAAGUAAAACAGGCAGGGUUUGUGGGGUGAGGCGCUACACAUACAACAUCUCAUCUCUUGGACUUAUUUUGCCGACGUUGAAGUUGACGUUGCUGGUGUAUGUGAAAUCAUAUGUGUGUGAGGCAAGACGUGCCGUUUCAUAUUCCACCAUAAAUUAUAUAACGUCUCGAGCUCGAUGAAUUGUCACAACCACAGUUCUCGCCAGAGGGGUUGAACGGGAGUGUAAACAGUGGAGUAAUCCUCAUACUUUUUGUUGAGAAGGCGCUUGUAUGGUGGAUAAUGUAUUCUCGCGUAACUUUUGAAAAGGUCCAAUGUAACAUUUUCGUCAACUCGAGAAAAACGAAGUUGAAGACCCGAACAUUAAUCUGCGAAUUGUAUUGAAAGGUAUCGAUCUCUAUCGCUACUUUCACCACUAGCAGUCAAGAAUAACUCUGAAAAACCAAUCGUAACUGUUGUUCAGUGAUUUGAGCUUAUAUUUGAAGCCUAGGAACGAAAAAUGUUACAUUGGACGUUUUGACUGCCGCGUUUGCACAUUGGACAUAUUACGUUGCACGAUGCGAAUCUGAAACUAACUACUAAACAGCAAUUCGAAUAUCAGCAUUUCGUUCUAAAGACAUAUUAUUGUUGUUAUCACUCGUUGAAUUGCACUGAAAUCGCUAACAACGCCUGUAAGAAGCAAAAACCCAAAACGACCGAAGUACGACUUUGUGUUGUUUUGACUGCUUUGUUACUUCGGACGUUCCGAGCGUCGGAAGAAAGUGGUGUCCGAAGUAACAGCCGAGUGCUUAAAAUACGAAUCUGCACAUUGGAUAUUUUUUGUAUCGGCGAUAAAAAUAUGAAGAAGAUAGAUACAUGAACGAUUGUUUUUGUAAUGCAUUCAAUGAUUGAAAACUAAGAGCGUGCAUCCAUUAACUCGAUUUGUUUACUUUUGUUACAUAGGACCUUUUCAAAAGUUAAGCGAGUAUUUUGCAAAAAACUAAGUCCAUAUGAACAUAGAUUUAAGGGACAACGAGGAGGAAAUUUGUGAAUGCACGAAGCGUGACGAAACAUUAUUCAUGUCAUAGAAACUCAAACGUGGCCGAUGAGCUUGAUGAAAUUCAAAUCGGUAGCGGCGUUCUGGAUUCCAUUGGAGAAAUCAUAGUGAAAAAUGGAUGUGCCAUCAUCACCCAGCAGCUUCAAGGAUAAACUUGGGGAUAGCUCACGCAAAACAUCCAAGCCAAGUUGGCGAGUCUUAUCCGUUGACAGGUGUAGUGAACUGGAAUGGCUUAUGACGCAAACAAGUGGGUAAAGUAAUGUGCAAUUUAUUCCGUAAUGAACCACCGGAAAGGAAAUGAAAACAGUUUGAUCCAAAAUGCGUAUGGAAACCGUUGCUCUUGGCAUGACCGGACCAUAUAAGAAGCUUGGGUGAAUAUCGGAAUAUUAGAAUGUCGGCAAACAAAUAAUAGAUCAUCCAAUCAGGUACACCAUCGCACGACCUGUUAAAGGUACAAAGUUUGAGCAUCAGAGUACAGUGUUGGAUGCUGUGGGGUGCUGAUCAAGAAGGCUUCCCAAGAACAAUGAAGUCUGAUAAUGAUCACCAUUAAAACAUAAUCUAUUAUAAAAAUUUCGAUGCAUUCUAAAAUAAUGUUCGAAGUGGUAAACAAGUGGAUUGCAUAAUAUAAUUGCGUAGUUUUACGCCGAAAAUAUGCGGUCGUGUCCUAGAUGCAACCCCUUAUAAUUUCUUUUUCUAUGGUAUUGGAAUCCUUUUUCCGGAGAAGAAGGAGAAUGUGUGUGGUAAGACGUGCCGUUUCAUAUUCCACCAUAAAUUAUAUACCGUCUCGAGCUCGACGAAUUGUCACAACCGCAGCUCUCGCCAGAGAAAGUCAAACAUCCAACAAGGUAAGACGUGUAUUCGUGCUCCGGGUGCAAUGGCGACGGAACCAAGUUACACAAUAUGGUCGCACUCACACAUUGUUUAUCCGGAGGUCGAAAAUGCGCUUGAGCUGGGGUAGACUGUACACUUCGUAUUUGCUCUUCGUGAUUGACCUGAACCAGCGAAAUUGCAUAAAGAACACACGGAAGAACGCUUGGGAUUAGCAAAUCGUUCUCAUUGUGCAUGUUUCAAUGAAUCGAGCUUUAAAUAGUCAAUAACGACGCCGGCCACGUUCUUACCGUCACUAGGGGAAGGGAAGGAAUGUUAGUAUGAUAUUCGCCGCCAGAAGGCCAGAAGUGUCACCUCUACAGCGUAGUUCCCUAGCGUUUGUCAAGGAAGGGCUAGGUGUUAGUUGGGGGAGGUAAGAAUCAGGAUUCAUUGGCGUGAGUGAUGCGAUUAGGAGUUUAUCCGUUUCUUCCUUUGCAUAAUAAUCAUGGAUAACAGCUAUUACAACUAUCCUCCUUAGGAGCUUUGCUCUGGUUCUCAAUAGUUUUAGGUUCUUUUUCGGACUACUAUAGAGAUCCGUCAUUCGCAGGCGAAGUUGUUUGUCCAGAUGUCAAAUGUUUGACAUAUUUUGGCAGAUAAAGUUUGGUUUUAAAUUUGUACAAACACUAUUUUGUUUGCCACUCUUGAACUAUCAACAGCGGCAAAUAAUCUCAAACACCAUACAGUAAUUUACAUUUAAUGCGACAUCUUGCUAACUGGACAGACCUGUAAUGCGACACGUUUAGUUGGACAUUUUUACCUCUAAUUGGGCAUUUUUGUAAAAAUCGAGUUCGGGCCCAAAUUACAGCCCCACAUCGAAGGUCGCCUCCAGAUGCGACACUGAGUGGUGCUUCGGCUUGUCGCAUUGAAUUCAAAUUACUGUAUGUGGAAAAAAUCGUCUGAAAUAUUUAAGGUGGCCUAACCAUGUACAAAACAGGUUCGACGAAUAGACCGAGAAACAUUUUAGGCAUCCCAUGACUGAAUAUUUGCAUAUGGUGUUUUGUGUCGAAAAUAUUUGAUCAGGACACGUUGAUCAAAAUGUAUUUGUCAAAAAGAGUCAAAUAUUUGGCUUCGGUCAAACAUUGUACGAGCACCUUUACUGAUCAAGAACAUUCAAAUAUCUCGAACGAGUCUGCGCAGUCGCAUACUUCCCAGCUUGGAAGAUAUCUUCAAUAUGAACAUAAAUAAUCUGCCGAUCGAGAUAUUGGAGCGAAUUUUCCUCAACCUUCCACUGAGUGAUCGUAAGAAUGUCAGCAUCGUGUGCCAACGCUGGUCACACGCUGCCUUCUCGUGGCCUUGCCUGGGAGGAGUCGAUCUUAGCAUCAACAGCUCGGUUUGUACCGAUCAGGCGCUUUCUACGAUAGCGUCCAGCCAACGUGGCUAUAGAAAUGUUCGCUUUCGGAUCGAUCAACCUGUCUUCGGGGCGUGCCAAGAGCAAGCCUUGGUGCGAAUUUUGCACAAACAUCGCCAUUCGUUGGAGCGAUUACUUUUCAUUUGGGCUGUGGAAGGACAGGUGUUCGAUGUGGAGACGUUUUUCAGAAUUGCAAGAUACAUUCCUUUGUUGAAGGAACUCUGUAUAGAAGAUUGCAUGAACUCGUCAACUGAAGACGGCUUGCUACAAGGAAUUCCGAUCGAAUCAUUUAAGUGUGUGGAAAAGAUCGUCGUUCCCAGCUGUCUCAUGAACAAUACGCACUUCGAUUUGGCCAAGUUAGCACCUCAUGCAAACCAUGUUUGCGUCGAGUUCACCGGGAGGCAUCCCUGGGAAGCAAUCCAACGGUUGAGUCAACAGCUGCUGAGUCUACGCAUCGCGAUAGCGACUGCCUACAGCUUCCGGCCGCUGUGGGAGUCGAAGCCAACUCGGCUGCAGAAGUUGAGUUUGUCGCGGAACUGUAGUGAGCUGAUGGAAUCGAGUGGAAUCAAAUUUGAGGAGGCGUGCAAUUUUUUCCCCUCUUGUGGUGGCUUGACCGUAUUGGAACUGAACUUUCACGUUCCCAACAGAUUGCUUGAGAUUAUAACCGUUUGUUGUCCUCGAUUGAAAACAUUGCUGGUGUGUGAUAUUUACGACGGUUGGCAGCUAUUGCGAACGCUACAGCGACUAGAGAAUUUGACGUAUUUAACAAUACAGGAGACCACUUUCGACGCCAAACACCCGAACGACGCCUCAUUGAGACUGUCAGCGUUAGAAUAUAUUAAGCUUGAAUCUAUAGGUCUUGACAAUGAUUUGGAAUUCUUCAAUCGUUUGGCACAGUACAUACCAAACCUGAAUGGCUUGCAAUUUUCCAACUAUGGUAAAUUCAACGACGCUCAAUACAAUGCAAGCGUUUUGAAGUCGUUAUUUUGCGCCAGAUUUUCGAACCUGGAACUUCUGAUCCUGGAUGACUUCAGCUGUGUAUUCCCAUCGCACAUGCUCGACCACUUAAACAACCAACCACGCUUAAAGGAACUGGGACUAAGGUUUUGUGAUAUUUCACCGUGGAGUCGCACCAUAACCAUACCUUCUGUGCGGAAGAUGGCAUUAGAGAUACCGCUAACCGCCAAUCGGGAACGAAACCUGAAAAACGUGUUCCCGUCGCUUACCCAAACAGUUUAUGCUAUCGAGAGCUUAAGCGAACGGAUUUCACCAAGUGAGUUUUACAAUCCCACGAACAAACGAAUCGGAUUGAGGUCUACUUCGACUGAUGAUUUUAGAGAACACUUUUGAUCAUAAAGAUAAGUUUACGAAAACAAAUAUAUUUAUAUUAAUGCACUCGUGAACAUACAUUAGACGCUGAAUUAUUUGAAUUAGUUAUAAAAGUAGUACGAAUGAAGUGAAAGAUAACGAUUUAACGGUUUAAACUUUUCUUUCUCGGGUGGUCGAUAAAAGCAAUUGUGAUGAUUGAUUGUCCUCGGUUAGCCUGCAAACGACGAUCACGAUAAUCUGCAUUUGUCCUUGGCGUUAUUUCCUCCCACGGGUAUGCCACUCCGGUUUGCGUUUCUUCCGUUCUCCCCGUUGUUGUCGCGGGCUGCCGCCCUUGUCGUCUCGUCUUCUUCUUGUUGUAGCGAUAGCGCCAAAGCUCUUGCCAGUGCUUCGUCUUCGGACAUAUUACCCUGAACCGUAGCCAGGAGGUUGUCGCUAGCAUUCCGCGACGAAUUAGUAUUAUUGGUCGCACUCGGUCGCUGUCUCUGAAUCGCUGCUUGUUCAGCUAGGUGACGCUGUGAUGAGAUCGUUCCCUUACACUCGUGAUCGGUCGUGUGACGAUGCCGGAGGCAGAAGUUUUGCUUACAAAUCGCACACGAAACCGGGAUGAGUUCCUUCUUUUUACAAUUUUUGUACGUGCAAUGAUUGGUGUAAAUCUUUUUCUUCUCCGAGCGACAGUACUGAUCGAUAUGGGCUCCGACCGUCACAUCGGGUGGGACAUCCCGUGGAGUGGGAAUUGGCUCUCCACAGAGCGGGCAUAUUGGAACUUGAACAUCUUUCUUAAAGGCUGAUGGGCAGGAAUGUGUCUGGUAGCUAAAAUGUUCAGAGC
This is a messenger RNA of Toxorhynchites rutilus septentrionalis, 6773 nucleotides long. RefSeq lists its product as uncharacterized. The record is from RefSeq and is a predicted model, not a curated record. Bases 4442 to 5968 code for a protein of 508 amino acids. Gene Ontology annotation, cellular component: SCF ubiquitin ligase complex. Gene Ontology annotation, biological process: SCF-dependent proteasomal ubiquitin-dependent protein catabolic process. The transcript has 4 exons. Lineage: Eukaryota; Metazoa; Arthropoda; Insecta; Diptera; Culicidae. Gene Ontology annotation, molecular function: protein binding.